Salvia hispanica is the source of this 1241-nucleotide messenger RNA. RefSeq names its product geranylgeranyl pyrophosphate synthase, chloroplastic-like. Gene Ontology annotation, biological process: isoprenoid biosynthetic process. Lineage: Eukaryota; Viridiplantae; Streptophyta; Magnoliopsida; Lamiales; Lamiaceae. The record is from RefSeq and is a predicted model, not a curated record. Gene Ontology annotation, molecular function: geranylgeranyl diphosphate synthase activity.
UUGGCCUACCGUCACUUUAAUUAAUACCCAAACAAAUGCAUUAUUAUAGUAUAGAAGUCUCUCUACUAUAGUGUAUAUAUAUAAUCGCAUGUUUGUGUAUAUUUGUGUUAAUUACAAUAAAAUGAGCCUUCUUAUUAGUAAUUCUCUCACAACAUUAAUCUCUCUUGGCGCCGGCCGGCAACGGCAAUCAAGAUCCGGUCAUCCGAUUUCAUCAAUUUUGGCCAAACAAGACCAGAAUCCGAUCUCUCCGCCGUUCGAUUUCAAUCGAUACACGCUCGAGAAGGCCGACUCCGUGAACCGAGCUCUGGCCGCGGCGGUGGAGAUGAAGGAGCCUUUAAAGAUCCACGAGUCCAUGCGCUACUCCCUCCUCGCCGGCGGGAAGCGCGUGCGCCCCAUGCUCUGCAUCGCCGCCUGCGAGCUCUUCGGCGGCGACGAGCCCACGGCCCUCCCGGCGGCCUGCGCGGUGGAGAUGAUCCACACCAUGUCCCUGAUGCACGACGACCUCCCCUGCAUGGACAACGACGCCCUCCGCCGCGGCAAGCCCACCAACCACCGCGUCUUCGGCGAGGAGACCGCCGUCCUCGCCGGCGACGCGCUCCUCUCCUUCGCCUUCGAGCACGUGGCUCUGGCGACGCGCGGGGCGUCGCCAGAGAAGGUGGUGAGGGUGUUGGGGGAGCUGGCGAGGGCGAUCGGGGCGGAGGGGCUCGUGGCGGGGCAGGUGGUGGACAUCUGCUCGGAGGGGAUGGCGGAGGUGGGGCUGGAGCAUCUGGAGUUCAUCCACCACCACAAGACGGCGGCGCUGCUGGAGGGGUCGGUGGUUUUGGGGGCGAUUUUGGGGGGAGGGGAUGAGGAGGAGGUUGGGAAGCUGAGGAAGUUUGCCAAGUGUAUUGGGCUGCUGUUUCAGGUGGUGGAUGACAUCUUGGAUGUGACGAAAUCGUCGGCGGAGUUGGGGAAGACGGCGGGGAAGGAUUUGGUGGCGGAUAAGACGACGUACCCGAAGCUGCUGGGUAUCGACAAAUCAAGGGAAUUGGCGGAGGAAUUGAAUCGGGAGGCGCAGGAGCAGCUGUCUCACUUUCAUCCACACAAGGCGGCUCCAUUGAUUGCUCUUGCCAAUUAUAUUGCUUAUAGGGAUAAUUGAUCCUCUACAUUUCAUCAACAAUCCAUAAUCAUUUAAUUAUUUCUCUUGUUAUAUCUAUCAGUUUUUCAAAAGUAAUUGAAAAUCAGGCAUACUUUGGCGCGCA